AUGGGCCACCACAACCGUCAUUUUGCGGGUGAUGCCCAUGUGGGCAUAUGGGGUCCUCCAACGAGCGCCGCAAACUUUUGUGAAGAGGACUACGCUGUGACAAGGUUCAUCGCAGAGUUCAUGAAUACGCUUUCCAACCUUGCCUAUGUCUAUUUUGCAUUCAAAUACCCAGGCCGUUCUACACAGGAGACAUCAACGAUAAGCCGCCUGGACUCGCUCUCUUGGGGUCUCUUACUGGUUGGCCUAGCAUCUGGCGCAUUCCAUGCCACUUUACGCCAGGGACCGCAGUUUGCCGAUGAUUUAUCCAUGCUCUUCCUUACCGGAAUCAUGAUGCAGUAUAUCUACUGCCAAAAUCAACCUGCCGGCCUAUCACGAGUCAUUGCCGCAGCAGUGUGGUUCAGCGUGGCCAGCGCGUCGCUCGUCUACGUGCACUCGGGCGACAUUAUCAUACACAUGUCGGCAUUCGGAGCCUCGGUGGCCCUGAUUGGCGUGAGACUGCUCCAGUUGAUAUACCGCCGGCAGCGGCCUGAGCAGGAAACGGCCGAGCUCGCGGCCCGGUUCUGGACGGGCGCGGCCUACUUGGCCGCCGCCUUUGCCGUGUGGAACGCCGACCUGGAGCUCUGCGUGCCGCUGCUGCGGGCCCAGAGGCAGCGCGUCGGGUGGCCGUGGGCCCUGGCCCUCGAGCUCCACGGUUGGUGGCAUGUUCUGACUGCCGCAGGAGCUGCGCAAAUGAUUCAGCUGGUCAGAUCCCUGUGCAAUAAUGACCAAAACGGAAGGAAAUGUCAGCCCAAUAAAGAAGGCAGUCGCCGACAGAGAGCUUCUCCACCCUCGUCAGCCUUGCACCGGGGUAUUCUGCCCAAGGAAUCUCAAGCUGACCUUGAGCGCAUUGGAUCCUCGAGAUGA
This is a messenger RNA of Pestalotiopsis fici W106-1, 903 nucleotides long. RefSeq lists its product as uncharacterized. The record is from RefSeq and is a predicted model, not a curated record. The coding region runs from base 1 to 903 and encodes 300 amino acids. Gene Ontology annotation, cellular component: endoplasmic reticulum membrane. NCBI's taxonomy places the organism in Eukaryota, Fungi, Ascomycota, Sordariomycetes, Amphisphaeriales, Sporocadaceae. The transcript has 3 exons. Gene Ontology annotation, biological process: ceramide catabolic process; ceramide biosynthetic process.